AUGAAGGGGGUGGAUCUUGAGAGCGUUGAGAUCGACCCGAUGGAUCAAAAAUCAUUUGCAGCAAAUGCGAAAGACCGAGCAUCAAAACGUGUCACAGAUAAUGGAAGCAAGCAAGGCGGGUUGCUACCAAUAUUGAGCCGCAACUCUAGUAAGGCAAAAUCUACCCGAAAGAAGGCUCUCCCUGGUGGCGGGGAGCCUAAGAUUGGCCGAACAACCUCAAGUGCAGCCAAAGGGCUUAACAGCUUGCGGUUUCUUGAUAGAACGGUAACUGGAAAAGAAGGGGAUGCAUGGAGAGCAAUUGAUCGACGUUUCAAUCAGUUUUCGGUGGAUGGAAAGCUACCUAGAGAUAAAUUCGGAAUUUGUGUUGGGAUGGGAGAUAGCAUUGAGUUUGCGGGAGAAUUGUAUGAUGCCAUGGCUAGGCGUAGGAACAUUGACGCCGAAGGUGGGCUCACUAAAGAUCAAAUCAGGAGUUUUUGGGAAGAGAUGACAAAGAAAGACCUUGACGCUCGGCUUAGCAUCUUCUUUGACAUGUGUGACAAGAACGGAGAUGGGAUAUUAUCAGAAGAUGAGGUAAAAGAGGUACUUAUAAUGAGUGCUGCGGCAAACAAGCUUUCGAAUUUCAAGAACCAAGCCGGGACCUAUGCAGCUCUAAUCAUGGACGAGUUGGAUCCCGACCACCGUGGCUACAUAGAGAUGUGGCAACUUGAAAUCCUGCUUACGGGUAUGGUGUCAAAUGAAACAAACCCCCAAUUAACGAACAUCAAGAAGAAGAAUGAAGAAACCACAAUUCUAGUAAAAACGAUGAUCCCAUCAAAGUAUCGCAAUCCAAUUAGCAGACGCAUUAACGAAUGGACAGAAGCUGUAAUAGAUAACCGGAAAAGAAUAUUCGUAGUAAUUUUACUUCUCCUUCUUAACAUCGCGCUUUUUGCAUGGAAAUUCCAUCAGUAUAGCCUAUUGCCAACGUUCCAAGUCAUGGGUUAUUGCGUAUGUACAGCCAAGGCUGCGGGUGAAACCCUAAAGCUUAACAUGGCUCUAAUUCUCGUUCCAGUUUGCAGAAGAACACUCACUGCGUUACGUGAAACGUUUCUUGGCAAAAUUUUCCCUUUUGACGAUAACAUUAACUUCCACAAAGUCAUUGCGGUUUUCAUUGUAAUUGGCACUAUAGCUCAUACUGUUGCUCACUUGGGUUGCAAUUUUAUAAGGAUUACCACUUGCCCUGCGGACACUUUCCAGCGUGUUUAUGGUAAUUUGCUGGCAGCGCAGCCAACAUACGUGGACUUACUACUAACAGUCCCAGGAUGUACGGGGAUUGUAAUGGAUGUUAUGAUGUUCUUUUGCUUUCUCCUCGCCACACACGCUUUCAGGAGAAAUGUGAUCCAUUUGCCAUGGCCAUUUAACCACUUAGCAGGUUUUACUUCCUUUUGGUAUGCUCAUCAUCUUCUGGUUAUCGUAUACAUCUUGUUGAUCCUUCAUGGAUACUUCCUGGUCUUUGCCACAUUUUGGUAUAAUAAAACAACAUGGAUGUAUCUUGUGGUCCCGAUGCUAAUGUAUUCAACUGAGAGAGUCUUUACCGCCGGUGAUCAUCAACAUCGAGUCAAUAUCGUUAAGGCUAUCAUAUACACUGGAAACGUGCUAGCGCUCUACAUGAGUAGACCCCAUGGAUUCAAGUACAAGAGCGGGAUGUAUCUCUUUGUUAAAUGUCCGGAUAUAUCAGGCGUUGAAUGGCAUCCAUUCUCCAUUACUUCUGCACCUGGAGACGACUAUUUAAGUGUACAUAUCCGGACCUUAGGAGAUUGGACAACGGCCCUUAAAGAAGAAUUCGCGAAGGCCUGCGAGCCUCCACCACAAAAACCUCAAGUUGCUGCUUCUUCUUCAAGAGCUAUAAAAGGAAACCUUGUUCGAUUGGAAACUAAAGCGAAUGUAAAUAUUCCUAUAGAGGAAGCACAAGCAGUGUACCCUAAAAUUAUCAUCAAAGGGCCAUAUGGAGCGCCGGCUCAGGAUUAUAGAAAAUACGACAUCCUAUUACUAAUUGGCUUGGGUAUAGGAGCGACUCCAUUCAUAAGCAUUUUGAAAGAUCUCCUAAACCACCAAAGAGAAGCAGUAGGUUUUGAGGAGAAGGGCCCAGAUCGAGCAUACUUCUAUUGGGUGACGAGGGAGCAAGGCUCGUUCGAAUGGUUCAAAGGAGUUAUGGAUGAUAUUGCAGAGUACGAUAAAAAUCAUCUGAUCGAAAUGCAUACCUACUUAACCUGUGUUCAUGAAGAAGGAGAUGCACGAUCGGCGCUUAUUGCCAUGGUGCAGUCUUUGCAACAUGCCAAAAACGGAGUUGAUGUCGUCUCUCAAAGUCGUAUAAGAACACAUUUUUCAAGACCUAACUGGAAGAGAGUAUUCAACACUUUGGCAAGCAACCAUGAUUCUGCUAGAGUUGGUGUAUUCUAUUGUGGGGCCCCAACGCUUGUAAGACCACUGGAAAGUCUUGCCAAAGAACUUAGCAUAGAAACCUCAACUCGCUUCGAUUUCCACAAGGAGAACUUCUAA
This is a messenger RNA of Lactuca virosa, 2535 nucleotides long. The record is from the annotation of a GenBank genome assembly. NCBI's taxonomy places the organism in Eukaryota, Viridiplantae, Streptophyta, Magnoliopsida, Asterales, Asteraceae.